AUGUUGCAGAUCAAUGGAAUGAUAGCUGCAAGUUUCCUGAUGUCAUCCUUGGAUUUACAUGCAGAUGAUCGCGACAAAGAUGUGCUAAGCAUCGGCGUUUUAGAUGGAUUUUUUGAAACGGGUCUACAUAAUCUCAAACCUCAUGUUGAUAUUACCGCUGUCGAACGCGACUUGACUGUCCUGGAAGCUUCUCACAAAUGGUUUGGACUUAAACCCUCGAGAAAUCUGCACCUACUCGCUCAAGAUGGCACGAAAUUUUUGAAAGAUUCUGUGAAAAGAGGUAUUUCUCGUUAA
Messenger RNA from Cooperia oncophora, 294 nucleotides. The record is from the annotation of a GenBank genome assembly. NCBI's taxonomy places the organism in Eukaryota, Metazoa, Nematoda, Chromadorea, Rhabditida, Trichostrongylidae.